This is a messenger RNA of Naumovozyma castellii, 1425 nucleotides long. It is a transcript of the gene RPT1, whose product is annotated as proteasome regulatory particle base subunit RPT1. NCBI's taxonomy places the organism in Eukaryota, Fungi, Ascomycota, Saccharomycetes, Saccharomycetales, Saccharomycetaceae. The record is from RefSeq and is a predicted model, not a curated record. The coding region runs from base 1 to 1425 and encodes 474 amino acids. The transcript has a single exon.
AUGCCUCCAAAAGAAGAUUGGGAGAAAUAUAAGGCUCCAGUGGACGCCGAGGACGAGAAAGAGAAGGCCAAAGAGGACAAGAUCGUACCCUUAUCAGAAGGUGAUAUUCAAGUGUUAAAGACAUACGGUGCUGCUCCAUACGCCGCCAAAUUGAAAGAGAUUGAGAAGGAUUUGAAGACCAUUGAGAAUAAGAUUAAGGAGAAAUCUGGGGUGAGGGAAAGUGAUACCGGGUUGGCUCCCUCUCAUUUAUGGGAUAUUAUGGGGGACAGACAACGUCUAAGUGAAGAACAUCCUUUACAAGUGGCUCGUUGUACUAAGAUCAUAAAGAGCAAUGGGAACGAAGAAGAACAGGAAGGUGAAGGAGAAAGUGCAGCAAGUGCAACUUCUACCACGAACAAUGCAUCUACCACCGGAUCAGGCGAAAAUGGUGAAGAUGAAGAUGAAGAUGCUAAAUACGUUAUCAACUUGAAACAGAUUGCUAAGUUUGUUGUCGGGUUGGGUGAACGUGUUUCCCCAACUGAUAUCGAAGAAGGUAUGAGAGUCGGGGUGGAUAGAUCAAAAUAUAAUAUUGAAUUACCACUUCCACCCAGAAUUGACCCUUCAGUGACCAUGAUGACAGUGGAAGAGAAACCGGAUGUUACAUACUCAGAUGUUGGUGGCUGUAAGGACCAAAUUGAAAAACUAAGAGAAGUUGUGGAAUUACCGCUAUUGUCUCCUGAAAGAUUUGCUACAUUAGGUAUCGAUCCACCAAAGGGUAUCCUACUUUAUGGACCUCCAGGUACUGGUAAGACUUUAUGUGCCAGAGCUGUUGCCAACAGAACAGAUGCUACAUUUAUUAGAGUUAUCGGGUCCGAAUUAGUACAGAAAUACGUGGGUGAAGGUGCACGUAUGGUUAGAGAAUUAUUUGAAAUGGCACGUACCAAGAAGGCAUGUAUUAUUUUCUUUGAUGAAAUUGAUGCCAUUGGUGGAGCUCGUUUUGAUGAUGGUGCUGGUGGUGAUAAUGAAGUGCAAAGAACUAUGUUGGAAUUAAUUACACAAUUAGAUGGGUUUGAUCCUCGUGGUAAUAUUAAAGUGAUGUUUGCUACAAAUAGACCAAACACAUUAGAUCCUGCAUUACUAAGACCAGGUAGAAUUGAUCGUAAAGUGGAGUUUUCACUUCCUGAUUUAGAAGGUCGUGCAAAUAUCUUCCGUAUCCAUUCCAAAUCCAUGAGUGUGGAACGUGAUAUAAGAUGGGAAUUGAUUUCAAGACUAUGCCCAAACACAACCGGGGCUGAAUUAAGAUCCGUUUGUACCGAAGCAGGCAUGUUUGCCAUUAGAGCAAGAAGGAAAGUGGCCUCUGAAAAGGAUUUCUUAAAGGCAGUGGAAAAAGUUAUCAAUGGUUACAAGAAAUUUAGUUCCACUUCACGUUAUAUGCAAUACAAUUAG